AUGGGCAUCACUCGGUCAGGAAGGAAACGGAAGAGCUCUCUUUCAAACUCAAGCCAGUCUCCAGUCUCACAUCGGACUAGACAGAGCUUGGCAGCGGUGCCAACAGAUGCCGGCCUCAAUCAACAGCAAAAAUCAGUCUCUGUUACACCUAAGAAAUCAAGAAAGAGAGUCCGGUUUUCCGACCCGGGUCCUCGGUUACUAGAUGAGGCAGGUAUUGGGUCGACUGGCUUGACUCCAGCGAUGCGUCGAACGUCGUUCGAGGCAGGAUCUGGGGAUCACACACCUAGCCGCAAAGCCCGUCGCAGGUCUGCCCCAACACCACGCUUCCGGCGGUCAUAUGACACAGAGGAGCCGUUUGACAAAACAUCCACCGAGCGAAGGAUCCAAUUUACUCCGUUGCGCCAAAUUUUGGAUACACGGACGCAGAGAAGAAUUAGGCGAAUCGGGCUGAGUGAUGAAAUCAAUCAUAUUGAGCGCGAAAAGCGUGAGACGCGCAAUAUGGAAAAGACCAUGCAAGCUUUGCUUCAAGAGCGAGAUUCCCUGAAGGAUGAACUUAGGGCCAUGAAACGAGGCGGGGUGGGCUUUGAGGUCCAAAAUUCGGUGGCUGAGUCCUAUUGGAUGACACCAGUUACACCUAGGUCUUGCGAGGAAAUGUCAGUGGUUUCUAAUCACAGUCGGGAUGAUACCGCUCCAUGUUCGAACGGUGACGGAGAGACAUUCUUGUUCAAUGAAAGUGCAGUCAUUGUGUCCAGCUCCCCCGAUUUCCGUGGUACUCGAAGUCAUAAUCCACCCGUCACUGAUAGCUUGAUGCUAUCCGACGAACCCCAAACACCCAUUCGCGCCACCCAAACGCAGACUUCAGUCAACACAGAGGCAUCUGACAUUCACUCCCUGGGCCUAGAUUUGGAAGCUGCCAGACAAGAAAAGAACAACUUGUUCAAUGCCUGUCGGUCACGAAUCUCGGGGCUCAAUGACCCUACGAUCAGUGGCCUUUUCAGCCAGUCGUCUCCACCAUCCGACUUCUUUGAGAAUAUCAUGAAGAUCUUGGAAAAUGCUCUGUCUCGGGCUUCCGAUGCUGCUGAGGCUCUUGAAGGAGUCACCCAAGAAUGCUCCAGCUUAGGAUUCUCCGGGGAUGGCGUAGAUGAUGUCAUAUCCGACAUGCGGAGUCACUUCCGCUCGGCUCGUCUUGAGCUUGAGCGCGCGUUACCUGGUGAAACUGCCAACGUUGGUCUUGAGGACGGCAAGGCAACCCUAGGUGCGCUAGUGAGGCGGGUUGAAUCACUCGCAAAAGAUCUGGGGACAGAGCGCCAUUAUCAUCACGGCUCUCUCGGCCGAGAAAGGGCUCUUCGAGGACAAUUUGAUGCAUUACUACACCGAUAUGAGACCGCUGCAAAAAGGAUUGUCACACUCGAGGAGGCAAUCGCAUCUUCAGCAGGCGACAUGCUCCACACGCGGAUGCGGAUGCAGGACCUCGAGCGUGACGGCCAAGAACAGGCCGUUGGGAUUGACAGAUUAAAUACAGCCCUCGACAAAUACCAUCAUGAAGUGAAGGGUCUCGAAGGUCUUAUUAACAACCUUGAAAAGGAAAAUACAGCUACAAAGGAGGACUACAAUCGGCAGAUAUCGAAGCUCAAGAAACAAGUGGCCCAUGAACGCUCAAAACGCUGUUCGGCUGAGGCUGCUGCUUCUGAGUCCGAGUCCCGCAUCCGAGAAUUGGAGGAAACUGUCGAGCACAAUCGAAUUCAGGCUUGCGACUUGAUGGCCCAGGUGGAACUUUUAGAAAAAGAAUACCAAAGAGCCAUCGAGUGCCUUGAAAAAAACACUAGUGAACUUCAAGCGCACGAAGCAGAGACUGGAACUCUCAAUGUUCGCAUCUCAGGUCUUACCACAUCGUUGCAUAGUGCCAAAUGUGAGAUACAGCGUCUUCGCGAUCUCAAUACUGGCAUUGAAGAACAGCUCCAGCUAGAAGUCGAAGCUCGAAAUGAGCUCCUGGACAAGUGGGCCGCAGAUCAAGUAAGAUCGUUCACCCACAUGAAGGAUACUAUCAACUCGGAACGUCGCAGAGCCAAAGUUCGUGCGGCCAAUUGGGAAUUGAAAUCGGAUGAUCUCAUGUCAGAUGGCACUACAAUUGGCACUGGGAGUGAACCAAUUACUCCUGUUAGCGCCCGAUUUGUUGAUAUCGAAGUCGGCCGUGGCAAGGACCGUCGGCGUAUGGAUUCCGAAGAACUGGAUAAUGAUAUCUCGGCAGUCGGCAGCGGUAUCGGAUCCCAUAUUAAUAUUCAGCUUCCCGCGUCAGAUUUAGCUUAG
Penicillium concentricum is the source of this 2307-nucleotide messenger RNA. RefSeq lists its product as uncharacterized. The transcript has a single exon. The coding region runs from base 1 to 2307 and encodes 768 amino acids. Lineage: Eukaryota; Fungi; Ascomycota; Eurotiomycetes; Eurotiales; Aspergillaceae. The record is from RefSeq and is a predicted model, not a curated record.